GGCAAGGGGACCAGCUUAAUAGACCUAAUCUGUAUUCGAUACCUUAAUUCCCAUAAUAAUAGAUAGCCCUCUUUGUCUAUAUUAUGCACAGCCAAGUUUCUGUUUCCCGCACUUUUUGUACAUUAUGAGUGUAUUGGUACACGUCAAGCAUGAUCAAUCAGACUACUACAUUAUUUCUUGUUACCACACUUGUACUUGCCAUGGACCCAUGCGACUUUUUCCUACCCGUUCCCGACCACGGUACACUCGGGUCUGGGUCGAUUCGAAGAACAUUCUAUCCAUUCUUCCGGUCGCUGUCACUUUACCCUCCAUACAUCUGCAUAUGGAGUGCAAAUACAGGGUGCACACAAAGUACGACCCUUAGCACAUCCUCCAGAUUCUGCUCCCCCCGCAGUCUAAGCCCCAAUCCUUCAGCUCACAGAUCAAAUCCGCCAAGCCAACCAGCGGCCAACUCGCCUCACGGCUCACGGCAUCGGGCAAAACACCGGGCGCACCGGUCGGGCCAGCACACGGACCGGACUAGUUAAGAGGCUAGGCUAGCGCUUCUUCCACCUGUUCCGGCGGUCAGUCGGGGGCGGCGGCACGGAUUGGGAACAUGUACUACGCAGGGCAGAUAGCAGAUACUCCAAGGGUAUGACUGAAGGAAUGUCUCCGGACUCAGUAACAUUUUCCAUCUCGUAUUGUGGUAUGUAUGUAUGUAUGUAUCAUACCCCUGGGAUUCUGUCGAUUUUCACCGCCUACUUUGUUUGAUCCGCGGAGUUACUUUGGGUAUGCCAAUCGUCUGUUUCAUUGAAGUCAAGAAGUCGAGAAAUUACUAUUUACUUGGUGUGCUUGGCAGUGACACUCAAUCAUGCUCGGCAAGAAGGAAAUGAGACACUCGAUGCGUCAAAUGCUGCACACCGUAUCUACAGCCCAAAUUCCAGCCCUUCCAUCCUCCAG
This is a messenger RNA of Aspergillus ruber CBS 135680, 939 nucleotides long. RefSeq lists its product as uncharacterized. The record is from RefSeq and is a predicted model, not a curated record. The transcript has a single exon. The coding region runs from base 150 to 527 and encodes 125 amino acids. Lineage: Eukaryota; Fungi; Ascomycota; Eurotiomycetes; Eurotiales; Aspergillaceae.